AUGGGGCAGGAUAAGUUUUUGGUGGUCACAGAUUUGAUAGCCGUAUCUGUAAGUGCAGUUCGUGAUGCUGUUAAGGGGUUAAAGGAAGGAGUUGAAGAUUUUGAUUUCCUUGUCUUGGGAAAGAAGCCCACAUGGAAGAUUGGUUCAUCUUUUUCCAUCAAGAAAGUCUCACAAGCCUUACCCAAAGUUCAGAUUGAUGAUGAUGUGGACUUGAUUGAUGAGGACAGCCUCUUGACUGAAGAGGACCUCAAGAAACCCCAAUUACCACCUGUGGGUGAUUGUGAAGUUGGGAGCACAAGGAAAGCUUGCAAAAAUUGUACUUGCGGACGAGCUGAAGCAGAGGAAAAAGUGGAGAAGCUUGGACUUACAAUGGAUCAGCUGGAUAAUCCUCAAUCUGCUUGUGGAAAUUGUGGUCUUGGUGAUGCUUUUCGGUGUGGUACAUGUCCCUAUAAGGGCCUUCCUCCAUUUAAGCUAGGCGAAAAGUAUAAUAUAGUUCUUUGCCUCAAAAUAGAAAGGAAAAGGAAGGGAUAUGUAACUGAUGCUGGCACGUUGGUUUUCACUUGCUGCAGGUUUCUUUAUCAGGGAACUUCCUUGCAGCGGACAUUUAACUCCAAGAAGCCGAAGCUCGCAAAUUCCUGA
This is a messenger RNA of Striga asiatica, 639 nucleotides long. Lineage: Eukaryota; Viridiplantae; Streptophyta; Magnoliopsida; Lamiales; Orobanchaceae. The record is from the annotation of a GenBank genome assembly.